ACACAUGGGAUUACAAAAGCAAAGAAUUAUAUUGAAACAGUUGUCCAAAAACUUUUUAAAAAAGAAAUUCAUUGACUCCAGGCUAUGAACCCUUGGUCUAGAUUUCUAGGGGCCCUUUCAGUUCCAUACUAUGACAAGUCUGCCAUUUAUAUGACUCUGAGUCUUACUGUGAGUUAAGUAUAGACUUGAAAGGCUGUUUGGCUUUUUUUCUUUCUUGGAAUCUGAUGAUAAUCACUGGAUUACAGAUAUAGAGCCAAAGGGGAGGGCCAAGUGUUGAGGUGGAAGGAACCACUGAGCCCCAAGGCCCCUUCAAGGUCAAUAAAGCUUGGUUAAACACAUAAUACGUGCCAGGCACUGCACAGUCCCUGCCCUCAAGGAGGUCACAGUCGAACUGGGGAGACCACAUGCAGACUACGGGACAGGCGAACUACGCACAGGAUAAAUAAGAGAUAAUUAGCAGAGGGAAAGGCUUCCAGUAAACUCCGGCAUUUUAGUAGGGCCUUAAAAGGAAGCCCGGGAGGUCAGUGGGCGGGGCGCAGGAGGGGCGGCGUCGCAGGCCUGGGGGGAGGAGAUGGAGGGUCUGGUACUCGGACAGCCGGGAGGGAGGCCGGGUCACGGGCCGGAAGAUGUUUUAUUAAGAUCCCGUGCAGAGCACAUGAUCCACAGAACUAGGACAAAAAGGAAUCGUCUCAAAAGGCUGUGCUUGGGAUUUUGGAGGCUGGGAGGCUGCCUGUGGCGGGACUCUGGAUGUCUGCCCCAAGAUGUGGAACUGGGGGCUCCGAAGCCUGUUGCCAUUCUGUCUUGCUUCCAAGAAGAAGCAGACAUGUGACUCCAUUUGGGGAAUUUAGACUUUCGUGAGUUUGCUCUUAAGUCAAAUAGACCUGAAGUAAAUGCAUUAGAAGACAGUAAUUCUAGAGCUUGCAUGAUUUACAGCAGAAUUCCUUUUCCUCAUUUCACGUUUCGCACAGAAGAAAGAAAAGAAUGUUUCUUCUCUAUUAAAAUCAGCACAGGCUAAGAGUGAUCAUCCCUAUUUUGUCAUCUAAAAUCAGUCUUGUCAGAGAAACAAAGCAACAAUUUCUACAUCUGCAAGACAAGAAUUUUGGCAUAAGCCAGUAUGUAUAAGGGGUAAUACUUGGAACACCCACAGAGUUCACGAUAGAAAAAAAAUCUUCCCAGCACAUGUCAGAAAGUUACUGGGACACAGGUUAAUGUCAUUUUCAACUGAAUACUUUUCAGCUCUCAAAGGACUUAUUGUCAGUUUAUCCAUUGGAACAUCAUUAUUUCAAAAAAUAUGUCCAUCAGGGGGUUGAAGAAAAAGCAGCCAAAGAUUUUCAAAGUCAAAGUGAUCACAAUGGAUGCCGAGAUGGAAUUCAGCUGUGAGAUGAAAUGGAAGGGGAAAGAUUUGUUUGAUCUGGUGUGCCGAGCUCUAGGGCUCCGGGAAACCUGGUUCUUUGGCCUGCAGUAUGCCGUUAAGGGAGUCUGUGCAUGGUUGAAGAUGGAAAAAAAGGUUUUGGAACAAGAAAUUCCCAAGGAAGAUCCAAUAAAAUUCUGGUUUUUGGCCAAGUUUUACCCAGAGAAGGUGGAGGAAGAACUCCUUCAGGAAAUCACUCAACACCUUUUUUUUCUUCAGGUGAAGAAACAGAUAUUGGACGAAGAAAUCUAUUGUUCUCCGGAGGUCACUGUUUUGUUGGCUUCAUAUGCUGUCCAGGCUAAGUAUGGUGACUAUGACCCUAACUUUCACAAGCCAGGCUUCCUAGCCCAGGACGAGCUGUUGCCCAAAAGAGUCGUCAAGCAGUAUCAGAUGACAGUCCACAUGUGGGAAGAAAAGAUAACAGCCUGGUAUGCAGAGCACAGGGGGAUUGCCAGGGAUGAAGCUGAGAUGAACUAUCUGAAAAUUGCCCAAGAUUUGGCAAUGUAUGGUGUCAAUUAUUUCUCCAUUGAACAAAAUAAAAGCCACACAGAUCUCUUGCUUGGUGUAGAUGCUAAAGGGAUCCAUGUCUACAGCGUCAAUAACCGGUUCUCUCCAAACAAAUCUUUUGAGUGGAGCGCAAUCAGAAACAUUUCCUACAGUGAGAAGGAGUUAACAAUUAAGCCUCUUGACAAAAAGGCAGAAGUUUUCAAGUUCUUUUCCUCACAGCUGAAGGUGAAUAAGUUGAUCCUUCAGUUGUGUAUUGGAAAUCAUGACCUAUUCAUGAAGAGGAGAAGAGUGGACUCCAUUGAGAUUCAGCAAAUGAAAGCUCAAGCCAAAGAAGAGAAAGCUCGGAAGAAAAUGGAGCAUCAGAGGCUAGCCAGGGAGAAGCAGCUCAGAGAGGAGGCCGAGAGAGCCAAAGAUGAACUGGAAAGGCGUCUGUUUCAGCUGGAAGCCGAGGCCCGACAAGCCAAUGAGGCCUUACUCCACUCCAAAGAGACAGCGGAGCUGCUGGCAGAGAAGGCACAGAUUGCUGAGGAGGAAGCCAAGCUGCUUGCCCAGAAUGCCGCGGAGGCUGAGCAGGAGCGCCAGCGGCUGGAGAUCACGGCCCUGAAAACCAAGGAAGAGAAACGACUGAUGGAGCAGAAAGUGAGGGAAGCGGAAAGGAUCGCUGCCAAACUGGUGAAGGAAUCAGAUCUGAGAACCAAGGAAACUGAAUACCUGAAACAAGACCUGAGUGAGGCCAGAGAAGCUGAGCACCGAGCAAAGCAGCGGCUCCUGGACGUCACCCAAGUCUCGCACCCUCACACAAGCAGGUAUCCUCAACCUUCUCCUGUUGUGUGUGGAGACCUUGGAGUUGAAAAAGGAUGUACAAAGUUUGAUUUAAGGGAUGUCGACCUGAAGAGACUGUCCUUGGAGAUAGAAAGGGAGAGGUUAGAUUAUUUGGAGAAGAGUAAAAAUUUUGAAGAUCGAUUAAAAGAACUCAAGUCUGAAAUCCAUGCCCUGAAACUUGAGGGAAAACAAAAGGGGCCAAUCUCUCAUUGGAAUGAAGUCUUUGGAUCACUAGACCCCACCUUAAGAAGGGUGCCAUCAUGGAUUAAGCUGGGUGAAGCACAAGGGGGACAGGCUGAACGUCUCCAGAGGCCCUUCCCGCCUUGUCUGCUGAAUGCUUUGCAUAGCUGGCCCUGCAUCAAUACCAACUGCUGUGCCAUGACAGGAGAAAAGUGUUCUCGAACAAACAACUCCAUUUCUAAUAACACCGGAGCAGGAACUCGCAAAAACAUUGUAAAGGUUCAGCAGCGUGACUCAGAUGUGAUCUACAUUUGAAGUUUUUUGGACACACAGCUUCCAGAAGGCGAAUACAUCGAAUUUGUGUAAAAACACCUUCAGUGGGGCUUAAAAGUAAUGUUAAUGGCUCUUCUUACUUAUGGGGUUUAUUGUGUGCCAUGCUUCAGAGAUGGCCAUUUCCUUAUAAAGGGAUACUGAGGACCCUUCCUGAUGCUGCUAAUUUAGAGGGUGGGCCAGGCAGAAAAGGACACCCUCCCUGGAAAAAAGGCAUAAGUCCUACAAAUUAUAUGGACUGUAAUUGGAACACAGACUGUUCCUGUCAUCCUGGUACUGAACACUUUGGCUUGCCCUCAGAUCACUUCUGUUGUUUGUUCCCUGGACUCUGAUCCUGGUAUGGAUGCUUGCUUCUGCUUCUGGCCCCUCUGCUCCCCAUGCCAGUGCUUUGCCACUGGCCCUGGCUCCAUCUAGGGCUUCUGGACGCUCUCUGAAUGGGAACCUUCUUACCCUGGCCUUCCCUGCUCCUUGGCGGGCAGGCUUCAGUUGGAACCUUGGAAGACCCUUAGUUUGCAUCUGCUAUAGCUUUGCUAUCCUAGUCUUAGGAUGUGGCUGGGAAGAAAAGUACAACUAUAUCCAUCUCAUAUUAUUUUCACUGGUGAUCACUGUUUUUUUACCCAGCUUGAAAUAUUACUUAGCCAUUUGAAUAUUGAACUUCUCUCUCAUGUUUUCGCUUGGUGGUAAUGCAGUAAGAAAAUGUCAACCCCCUGUUAGUUUGGCUUCUCUUAUGGGACUCCAAUCGUAGGCCAACAUCAGGAGGGAAGCUUGGAGGCUUUCCUCCAGUCUGUCUCACACCUAAAGGAGGGGAUGGCCUCCAACUUCCCUGAGAAGACUGAGGCACCUGACAGGAGUUCCCUCAUUCCCCCUUGUCCAUAUUUCAGAACUUCUCAGAAGCCUUACUCCUGCUUUCUUCUCCAUCCUACAGAUGAAAAGCCAGCCUUCUCCUUACUGAUGCUAAUCCCUUGCAUCUCCUGUUUUUCCCCUCUCUGGCAUCUUGACUUUCUUUCCUUCCAUUAACUCCCUUCUGCAUGCAAACAUCUCCCCAGUUAAAAAAAAGAAUAAAAACCUUUUUCCUUCUAACCUAAACCCAACUACCAGCACACCUUUCUCUUCUUUUCAUGAAAAACUUCUUGGUCUGUUCCCCCAUGCAGCUGCUUUUUAAAACUUGCAUAUUUUUCUUUUUUUCCCCCCAGUUUUAUUAAUUCAUUGAUUUAUCAACAAUCAC
This is a messenger RNA of Phascolarctos cinereus (koala), 4475 nucleotides long. The record is from RefSeq and is a predicted model, not a curated record. NCBI's taxonomy places the organism in Eukaryota, Metazoa, Chordata, Mammalia, Diprotodontia, Phascolarctidae.